Messenger RNA from Saccharomyces paradoxus, 915 nucleotides. It is a transcript of the gene INO2, whose product is annotated as Ino2p. The coding region runs from base 1 to 915 and encodes 304 amino acids. Gene Ontology annotation, molecular function: protein dimerization activity. NCBI's taxonomy places the organism in Eukaryota, Fungi, Ascomycota, Saccharomycetes, Saccharomycetales, Saccharomycetaceae. The record is from RefSeq and is a predicted model, not a curated record. The transcript has a single exon.
AUGCAACAAGCAACGGGGAAUGAAUUAUUGGGUAUCCUGGAUCUGGAUAACGAUAUAGACUUUGAAACUGCUUACCAAAUGCUCAGCAGUAACUUUGACGACCAAAUGUCUGCGCACAUACAUGAAAACACGUUUAGUACAGGAUCCCCUCCUCUAUUGACACACGAUCUCGGCGUUAUUCCCAACGUGACUACCGUGCAACCCUCUCAUGUAGAAGCUCUACCUAUCGAUAACCAAACUCAUCAUGUUCCUUUGAACUCUCAUGCACAUUAUCUAAAUCACAACCCUCAUCAACCAAGCGUAGGGUUUGAUCAUACUCUUGGUCUGAAAUUGUCUCCUUCUAAUUCCGGAUUGUUGAGCACGAACGAAUCGAAUGCAAUUGAGCAGUUUUUAGACAAUUUAAUCUCUCAGGAUAUGAUGUCCUCCAACGCUUCCAUGGGCCCUGAUUCACAUCUUCACACAAGAUCACCGAAAAAGCAGCAUAAGUAUGCAGAAGCAAAUCAAAGAUAUUCUGAAGCAAAUUCUCACAGUAACACAAGAGAGUUACCCACAAACAUAGCAGAUGUGCCAGCCGAAUUCGCCACUAGGGAAGGACCUCAUCAGCCCAUUAGCAAUGAUCACUAUAACCCACCACCAUUUUCGAUACCUGAGAUAAGGAUCCCAGACUCUGAUAUUCCGGCCAAUAUCGAGGACGACCCUGCGAAGAUAAGAAAAUGGAAACACGUUCAAAUGGAGAAGAUACGAAGAAUAAACACCAAGGAAGCUUUUGAAAGGCUCAUUAAAUCAGUAAAGACCCCACCGAAGGAAAACGGGAAAAGAAUCCCCAAACAUAUCCUUUUAACCUGUGUAAUGAACGAUAUCAAAUCCAUUAGAAGCGCGAACGAAGCACUACAACACAUUUUGGAUGAUUCGUAA